AUGGCGAGUGUAGUAGGUGGAGGAGAAGAAAUCAAGAAUGAGUUGUUUCAAAUGGCGAUGGAAGGCGAAUGGGAUAAAGUUGUCGAGAUAUAUGGAAGCAACCCAGAGGCUCGCAAGGUGACGGUCACCAGGUCAGGGGACACCGCACUACACAUAGCUGUCUCCGAUGGCCAAGAAGAGAUAGUCAAACAACUUAUAGAUGAAAUUUCCAAUGGACAAGAAGAAGGCAAGGAGGCUCUUAGAAUUAGAAACGACCAUGGGAAUACUCCUCUUCACGUUGCUGCAUCAAUGGGGAGUGUGGGUAUGUGUGAAUACAUUGCACAAGUUGAUCCUUCAUUGGUGGGUGCUCGUAAUAAGGACAGCGAGACCCCAUUUUUCUUGGCUGCUUUCCAUGGCAAAAAAGAAGCCUUCCUUUGUCUUCUCAGAAUCUGUGGUCGCUCUGAUGGCUAUGAGUAUUCCAAGAAGAAAAAUGAUGGCGAGACUAUUCUUCAUGUUGCCAUAGCUGGAGACUAUUUUGAUUUGGCAUUUCAAAUAAUCCAGCUGUAUAAAGAUCAAGAGAAAAAAAUGGACCUAGUCAACUCAGUGAAUCAGGAAGGAUUCUCACCGCUGCAUCUACUAGCGAGCAAGCCUUCCGCAUUCAGAAGUGGUAGCCACCUUGGACGAUACCACAAAAUCAUUUAUCACUUCAAGAUCAUGGGAAAGAAUAGUGCUCAAACAGAUCUAGACCUUGAAAGACAUGCAGGGGAAGCAAAACAAACUAACAAGGAAAAAAAAGGAUCUGAAGUCACCAAUGGAGCUUUGAAGCAACCAUUUCCACCUAAUUACAUCACCUGUUUUGAAUUUGUCAAGCUUAUAUACAAGGCAGUGCUGGUCGUUCUUGGACUAGGAUCUACCGAGAUACUAAAGAUACAGGAUAAGAAAGAGAAGCACGUGUGGUCCGUUCAAAUCAUGAAUGAACUUCUUCAACGUGUUUCCAUGAACGAAUAUGGUAACACUGGGACGACCCCUCCUCCGUCUAAAACGACAUUGCCUACAGACGGCGAGACAAGUGCUUAUAAUACUAUUGCUGAAGGCAGCGUCUACAGUGACAAUUUCUCAGAAGAUCAGGAGAAGCCAAAUAGUGAUCCGACCCUUGAAUCUUUACAAGGUAACCAAAGAGACAAAAGUAAGAGGUUACUAACUCCCAUAUUAAUUGCUGCCAAAAAUGGUAUCACUGAAAUUGUGGAGAAAAUCCUGAAACGUUUUCCGGUCGCCAUACACGACAUGAAUACAGAGAAUAAGAAUAUAGUGCUGUUGGCGGUGGAGCACAGGCAACCGCAUGUGUUUAAGCUCUUGCUUAAAAGAAACAUCCUGAGAGAUACUGUGUUUCGUGUUGUGGACAAAGAAGGGAAUAGUGCCUUGCAUCUCGCCGCAAAGCUUGGAGAGUAUAAGCCAUGGCUAAUUCCUGGUGCAGCGUUGCAAAUGCAAUGGGAAAUCAAGUGGUAUCAGUUCGUCAAGGAGUCCAUGCCCCCCCAUUUCUUCCCCCGCUACAACAGGCAGCGCCAGACCCCAAAAGACUUAUUUACCGAAACCCACAGGGACCUCGUCGAAAAAGGCGGCGACUGGCUAAGCAAAACCUCCGAAUCAUGCUCUGUUGUCGCUGCACUCAUUGCCACCGUGGCCUUCGCCACAUCCUCCGCGGUCCCUGGAGGAGUCAACCAAGACAGUGGGACUCCAACGCUCGAAAACCAGCCGGCAUUCAACAUCUUCGCUAUCGCAUCGCUCGUUGCGCUCUGCUUCUCAGUCACAGCUGUGGUCAUGUUCCUCGCCAUCUUAACAUCACGCUACCAAGAGAGAGAUUUUGGGAGGGACUUGCCGACAAAGCUCUUGGUAGGCUUGACGUCGCUAUUCGUUUCCAUAGCUUCAAUGCUCAUCUCCUUCUGUGCGGGACAUUUCUUUGUGCUAAAGGAUAAGCUGAAAUAUGCAGCGUUCCCGGUAUAUGCAGUGACGUGCCUGCCGGUAACCUUUUUUGCUAUGGUGCAAUUUCCGCUCUAUUUUGAUCUUAUAUGGGCUACCUUCAAGAAGGUACCACAACGUAGCUACAAGGCGGUGCCUCUCUAA
This is a messenger RNA of Corylus avellana, 2100 nucleotides long. Lineage: Eukaryota; Viridiplantae; Streptophyta; Magnoliopsida; Fagales; Betulaceae. The record is from RefSeq and is a predicted model, not a curated record.